This is a messenger RNA of Acanthoscelides obtectus, 936 nucleotides long. Lineage: Eukaryota; Metazoa; Arthropoda; Insecta; Coleoptera; Chrysomelidae. The record is from the annotation of a GenBank genome assembly.
AUGCCUCCCAUACCACCCAUUCCCCCCAUGCCGCCACCCAUGCCUGCCGGGAUUGGGGGCUCUUCCUUCGGGAUUUCUGUGAUGACUGCUUCAGCUGUCGUCAGCAGAGAUGCUACGCCAGAUGCGUCUACGAUCGCUGUCCUCACCACCUAUAAAGAAAAAAUAGUUACUUUGGUUGAAACGGACACGUACCUUGGUAGGAUCGAUGAUGCCCCUCUCGUACAUAUUGACAUACUCUCCGUUGAGCGCGUCGUACCCGUAAUCGCCAUCCUGCUGCUCGACCUUGGCAACGACCGCAGCGCCAUCUACGCCAGCAUUGCGCGCAAUCGUCAUACACGGCACCUUCAACGACCUCUUGACGAUCUCGAUGCCGAUGUGCUGGUCAUUGUUGGCGGGCUUGAUGGUGUCCAGGCUCUUGGAGCAGCGCAACAAAGCGGUGCCGCCGCCAGGCACGAUGCCCUCUUCGACUGCUGCGCGGGUGGCGUUCAGAGCGUCGGUGACGCGGUCUUUCUUCUCGUUCACUUCCACUUCGCUGCUGCCGCCUACUUUCAGGACGGCCACGCCGGAUGCCAGGCGAGCCAGACGUUCCUGGAAGGGAAGAUUUGCGUUUCUAAAUCACCUGGUAAUGAAAAGGAAUCGUUUAAAAUCAAUCCGGCAACAUCGCAUUUAUCUUCACCGCGAGGUGCGCGACACCGACCGCGGUCUUCUUGGAGGCGCGGCGCGGCAGCGGCGGGGCCCUUCGCGAGCGUCAACGCGUCAGUUCUGGCCGGUGAACCGAUUUGUUCGUAUCAGAGCACGACGCGACGCGAUCGCGACUUACGUGCGUUCGACGCGAUUACCGGCACCGGCGUAUGUGGCGGUAGAGGUGCGGAUGCGGACAAGCCAUGGCUAACAAUACGCAAGCAGCAAAAAACAACAUCGUGUGUGAGUGGCUGA